GAUGGACACGUUUCUUCUCGCAACUUCCAGACCCCCCGCGCCGAUCCUAGAAACAUGAUCCUAGUUUGCGAAUGCACAGGACGGACACAUUCUUCCGUUGACGAAAUCAGGGCGAUAGACACGACAUCCGCCCCCACAGCUCCAUGCCCAUAGUCCCUCUGUCCCAGGAUUAUGGUCUAUCUCGGCAAACCCUCGAGAGCAUGUGCUCACUGCAGGAGAAGGAAACUCCGGUGUGAUCUCCGAAGCCAGGCUUGCGGUCAGUGUGUGAGGGCAGGCUUAGUGUGUGGAGGUUAUCGUGAUCCAAACCAGCUCAGGAUUCAAGAUGAGAGCCAAGCGACGCGGCAGAAAGCUAUGGUCGGCAUGGUUAAAGCCCUCCCACCGAGGGUGCAGAUACCCCUGGAUGAGAAAGCCAAGGGCGCCUUCUUCUCCCACUAUGUGAUCGGCAUGGGAAGGACAUACGAUGUCCUCGAACGUAUCGACACCCAGUCCUCACCAGACCUGCAUCUGACUGCCAGUGUCGAGGCAGUCAGUCUGGCCUUUUUCCAUUUUCAGUAUAAUUCCCCCAAAGCUUCGUCACUGGCCCGUGAGAAGUAUCUGUCGGCUUUACCUCUCGUCAACAGUGCUCUGAGGUCGCCUCAACAGCUGGCAAGUGAUUCGACCCUGCUCUCUAUCCUCUUUCUGGACCUGUACGAGAAAAUAAUGCACAACGAUCCCAGGUCAUCGGAAGCAUGGAUGUCUCAUGUUAGGGGAGCUUUAGCUUUGUUCAAGUUUCGAACGCAGCAGCAAUUUCGGACGUAUGUCGGGCGGCGCUUGUCGGUGCGUCUUUUCACAAACAUGUUGAUCAGCUGUGUCGGGGCGGGCGCACCUGCUCCAGUUGCCUUACUCCGGUUGCGUCAAGAGGUAGCCUCGCAUAUUGACGAUUCUGACCCAAAAUGGCGAGUGACGGGUCUUGUGAUGGAAUAUACACUCCUCCGAGCCGAGUUGGACAGUAAGUUAUUGUCGAACAAUGAGAAGAUCAGGCUUGCAAAAAAGCUCGACCACAAAUUCAAGGUAUUGGCAGACAAUUUGCCGGCAUCUUGGGUUCGCCACCGUAUUUCCCUCGAUAAGCAGUCCACCGACGUGCUUGAACCAUAUUACGAUGUUUACCCGGACUACUUCGUUGCCCAGACUUGUAAUGUCAUCCGAAUCAUGAGAAUUUGCUUGAAUGAGUCUAUCAGGACGAUUUAUACGGAGAUGGCUGGUGAGGGUGAAGAUGCCGAGUACAAUCGGAGCUGUGGGCUGUUCGCGUCUCAGAUCAUCGACGCCAUGGCCAAGGAAAUUUGUGCAGCCGGUCCUCAGUUGACUGGGGGCGACAACAUCGUGUCCAAGAAAGACGAUUUCUCUCCCGUCCGUAGACUUCACUGUUACACUCUCCUAUUCCCCUACUAUAUGGCCGCCAGAUACGCCAGUCCCGAGACGAAUAUCCUGCCUUGGGUUCUCAACCAGCUAAAGUCCAUUGCAAGUAAUCCUGGAAUUCGACACGCUGAACGAGUUGGCAAGUUGCUGGAAAGUGGAGAGCAUCUCCCUCCCUGGUCAGUAUAUUGCAUACUGGGAAGCUAUGCAUUUGCUGCAUAGAUAUGAGAACUCCUCAAGGUAUACAAUAGGGCAGAGGAGCAUUGUGCGUCAUCAAUUUCACGACCUGGCAUCGAACUCUGGAUUCAAUACAAUGGAUCUGGAGUUUCAGUCGCCUUUGGGGUGAUUCCAUCUUGUUGCGA
Molecule: messenger RNA, 1754 nt
Organism: Exophiala oligosperma
Lineage: Eukaryota; Fungi; Ascomycota; Eurotiomycetes; Chaetothyriales; Herpotrichiellaceae
Exons: 2
Coding region: 172-1614 (480 amino acids)
Biological process (GO): regulation of DNA-templated transcription
Molecular function (GO): DNA-binding transcription factor activity, RNA polymerase II-specific; zinc ion binding
Source: RefSeq, a predicted model, not a curated record